AAUAUGAAUUUCUUAUUAAUAGGUUUCUUGGGAUAAUCCAGCUAAGGAGGGAAAGAAGGUGAGAAAGUAGCCGCCAAACAAACGUUGUAAUCUCUCGUGAUGAAGAGGUUCACGCUGGUUAGUAGGAGAGGAAGAGCCGUGUCUAGCGGAGGCGGGAGGAAGGCCGAGAACUCGGCAACGACGAUCGCGACUAACGGAAGUAAAGCGAUGGAGAGGCCCCGACCCUAUCCUCCUAGACGACCCGGGGUGUCGGGAGUUCAAAGUUGGCCACUAAAUUGUGGCCCGAGGAGGGACCUCGAAGAGAAUGGCGGCGGAGCUCCACUGGUGAGGGUCAUCGAAGAGGAAGACGAUGAACCGAUUGAGGAGGAGCCAAAAGAGGAAAAACACCCGAGGCUUGAGCGUCAGAAUGCAGACGUUGAUGCGACUAAAGAGGUAAGUGUAAAGGGGGUAAAAUCUCUGACGUAGGUCUUUUAGUUUAUGCUUUUCAUUCAGGUUAUUAUUUAGUUAAUUUUUGAGUAUUGUGCGAUAUGUGUGUGUGGCAUCCCACCGCCUACUUAAGGUGGAGGCACGCAUUGUGCUAUGUAUGAAUGUACGGAUGACAUGCUAAAACACAACACCAAACUGCGACCAAGUGUAAUCGCAGUCCGGAAAUGCAGUAAUAGGCAAGCUCUAAUUGUCAACCUGGGGUCUAGAUCUACUGCCUACUCCGUGUAUAUCUAUUAUCUAGCAAACUAAGUUAAGUGAUUGUUGAUUUAAGUAAGAGCAGUAAGAAAGCAGGAAAUGGUUC
Messenger RNA from Linum trigynum, 787 nucleotides. The record is from the annotation of a GenBank genome assembly. NCBI's taxonomy places the organism in Eukaryota, Viridiplantae, Streptophyta, Magnoliopsida, Malpighiales, Linaceae.